CCCAAUAUUCCUUCACCAUUCCCUCAUUUUAUUUCCGCCCCCCUCCUCCUCCCUAUUAUUUACUCUUUGACUUCACUCUACUUUUCAUCUUCACUUUACUUUCAAGAUGGCGGAUCCGCUGACGUUGCUGCGCGACUUUACGCAGAGUGGUCGCGCAGUGCAAUCGGUCGACUCGCGGCUCGUCUUUGGCAACCUCGCCUCAGAGCGAUCCACGCAAACCAACUUUAAGCGCACCGGCGGCGGCUACUAUACACUCGAUGCAAUCUGGUUCUUGCUGCAGAACGCAGACAAGGCGACGGCGCAGUUCGGUCAGUACAUUCGCGAUGCUCAGGCAGCAAACGUCCCCUCGGUCGCGCUCAUGGACCGCAAGGACGUCCUCUCGUACAUUCGCGGCGAGAUUGCAACCACCCCAAAGCUCGACUUGAACGCUUUCAUUGCGCCAGCCGAACCCUACGUCGGCGCUGCUGCGACUCGAAAGCACGCAAUGGACGAGCCUGGCAGUCAAGACUCGAACAAGCGCACUCGUAUGGAUUCAGAUAUGGACACUGGUAGCGCUGCCUCUGCGGCUGCCGAUCAAUUGCCUCUCGAUGUGGACUCGGACGAAGCGUUCGUCAAGGAGCUUCUUCGACGAGAAAAGCUCCUCCGAACUCGCUCCAGUGUUUUGCAAGCGUCAAAGAACUUUUCAAGCGUCCUGAACGUGAUGCAGGACAUCAAAAAGCGCCAAGAGCAGCUCGCCAAAACAGCCAGCUCUGCGACCGGCCCCAAGCAGUACAAUCGUUAUGAAACCCAAGAAAAGGACUACUUGGCCGACUCGUUCCAACUCGAUGCAAGCGGCACCAAUUUGGCCAGCCCGAGCAGUCGCGCCGCCGCUUCGCCGGCAACGAAUGCGCCGGAAGCCCAACAGCGCGAUCUCGUGCCCAUCAUCAUCGUGCCCGCCGUGGAAGACGCACUCAUCACCCUCGCCAACGUCAAGGAGCUCCUUGAAAAUAGUCACUUUGUCUCGCGGCAAGAGUUGCGAGACAGGCAACAAAUCCGCCCCACUUCAGAUAGUGUGCUCGUUCUUCGCAAAAAGGCCGACGGCAAGGCAGUGCCUUAUCGAGUGAUUGAUUCAACGCUAAAGCUGCGUCCUGAGGACUGGAAACGGGUUGUUGCGGUAUUUGCGCACGGUCCUGCAUGGCAGUUUAAGGGAUGGAAGUGGCCGUCACCUGCCGAGCUUUUCAUGAAGGUGAAAGGCUUCCACUUGAUGCUUCAGGAGGGCAAGGUGGAGGAUACCAUCAAGAGCUGGGACGUUUCCAAGCUUGUUGUCAAUCCACGAAAACCACAUCUUGAUACUACGGCCGUGCGUCAGUUCUGGGAAGAGCUGGACAACUGGACCUCGAAGCGUGAUUUGAGUUAUUUGCGAUUGUAAAUCCGAUUCUAAAAUACAUCAGAGCAAUCAAAAUUGAAAACACCACA
Molecule: messenger RNA, 1455 nt
Organism: Capsaspora owczarzaki ATCC 30864
Lineage: Eukaryota; Filasterea; Ministeriida; Capsasporidae
Product: CDC73 protein
Exons: 10
Coding region: 107-1408 (433 amino acids)
Biological process (GO): positive regulation of transcription elongation by RNA polymerase II; transcription elongation by RNA polymerase II
Cellular component (GO): Cdc73/Paf1 complex
Molecular function (GO): RNA polymerase II complex binding
Source: RefSeq, a predicted model, not a curated record